Molecule: messenger RNA, 2547 nt
Organism: Cooperia oncophora
Lineage: Eukaryota; Metazoa; Nematoda; Chromadorea; Rhabditida; Trichostrongylidae
Source: the annotation of a GenBank genome assembly
AUGAUGAUGAAAUGGGAACUCCAUUCUGGUGUGUACUGUGCAAUUGUUGAUGGCUCGUUGAUGGAAAUUGGAGAAAAGUUCACAGAUGAAGAAUUGCUUCCUUUCCUUCCACUUCUUGCAAGCUGUCUUGCCCAUCCGUCUCCCAGUGCGUCGAAAGUGUUCCUCUCAAAGAUUUGCUCCCUUGCAAUCAAAAGUGGUCUCAUGCCGUAUCUCACAUUGGACUACACAAGUCUCGAGAGCGAUAUUAUUUUCGUGUCGAAAGCAGGCGGAAGUGAUGGUUUUGCAAAUCUUGAUCCAGCUCAGAAGUUGACAACAUUAUGUCAAGCUCUCCAAAAGGAUGAUUCCUCCAAUCCAGAAGAGUGGCUACUGCCGUGCUUGUGCGAGGAUAAUAUCGAGGAGCUAGGAUGGUUGUUAUCGUUGAUACUGCUUCAUAUGCCCACUAUUAUUUCUAUCGAAGAAUUGGCAUCGAAACUGCUUUGCUUGAAAGAUGGAUCCGAUCUUUUAACUCAGGUUGUGGCAAACGUGUCCGAAAUGUAUCUCCCCCUGGUUACACAUCUAUUUGACAUGGCUCCUGCUGAUCAGGUUGUUUCAGCGGCUCGCCUAACAACUAUCACCAAUCUUGUCGCACUGAAUCCUCCACUGUCACACUCAAUUCUUGAUAGAAUGGCAGAGAUGCGCAAGGAAUGUAUGUUUGCUACUCGAGUCGUCUGUGAGCGGCUUGAUGACAAAGCGGUUUGCUAUUUUCUGAGAACUCAUCUGCUCGAUCGAAAAGGACUGGUCUCUGCAAUGAUCGGCAAGAGCGCUACUAAGCACACAGCUGCUGUUGUUCUGAAUCGUUUAUUGUCGAUGAUCUCUUCUGCAGUCAGCAAUCAACUGAGCCUAUGCUGGAUCUACUUGUUCUCGAUAAUUUGUCUGUAUCAUCGUUGCGGAUUGAAGCUACCACCAUCGGACCUCACUACAAUAACAAGUUUCAUCUGUCGACGUCAUAUCCCUUGCGAUGGCUAUCUCACCGCAGCUUUAGCUGCGCUCAUUGCAACUCCGACGCUUACAUUCUCCAUGAGUGUUCCUGUAGCGCUGAGCUACCAGGUAGAACCCCAUAUUUCCAUUUGGUUCGAGUGGUUGCGAAACGAGACUGAAAAAGGUUCUCGACAAGCGCUUGCAAGGGAUCUGCUUUAUGUUGGACUAGGCAUCGUUGCCGGACGCUCAGAUGCUAUUUGCUCCUACUUUCGCGGAAACUCUUCGGUGUCCAUUCAUCAGCGGCAUAUGGAGCAGUGGAAAACUCUUUUUACGAACUCGUGCCUUUCUGAAGCGGAUGUCACUGCGAGAUGUGCAACGUUGCCAAUAACCCCAUCUCUGUCGUCAUCUUCUGGAAACAGAUUGCCUAUUCAUGCUAUGGCGGAGUUAAUGUCAGCAAAUGCAUUCACGAAACACAAUGUUGACAUAAGUGCCUGGAUGCAAAAUCAACUCUUGGAACUGUCGUUGCCGAUGCACCCACAGCUACCUGAACUGACCUUGCGCGUUGCUAUAGAAUCAGCACAGAAAAAUCUUUCUGGGUUGUCGAAUGAAUUUGUUGAGAUUUACACAAACGAUGUCUACAUGCGUCUUCCUAUUCGUUAUUUGUUAAGUGUUAUGGAAGUUCGAUAUGACGAUUUCGCCAAGGCAAGAAGUCACGUAGAGAACUUCGGUGAGCUCCUAUGUUCCUCAGAUUUUGCGGUAGCUAUGAAGACUGCUCACCGUCUCGAUGCAGCUCCUCUUACUGACCAGGUCCGGUUGAUUCCCAGUCUAGCCCGAGCUUUCUUGUAUUCUCUCGAUUCUAUUCCCCAUUCGUAUAUUGAAAUAAUAACUGGUAUUUGGAGCAGACUCGAGAAUGUUGUUCCGCGUAUGCUGUAUGAGGCGUAUUUUCUCGUCGCCAGCCCACUUCGCUUGUUUUCUGAGGAUGGUUUCAUUUUACGACCAAGCUUGUCGCAUACAGCUCAUGUCACAAGUGCAGAAUUCAUCAUCGACGAAGAUGAAGAGGAUCGCGCUUCACGGGAUGUUCUAGCCCAUGCGUUUGAUCAUUCUCAAACUUCGGUUCUAGUUCAAGUUUUGAUUGAAGUCAGUGACGCAAGGAGGAUGAACGAUGAUCCACGGAACAGCAGUGCAAUAGCACGCCGAUGCGAAGUAAGAAAGCUGGCCUGUGAAUUCAUCCAUCAGAUGUUUAUUCAAGACAAGAACUUGAUGAAGCUGGUUCUUUUCCAGUAUCGACUGCCUGAAUCAGCUGUUUCAUUGAACUUGGUCAUUGAUACCCUGAACAGCCUGCUGAAGUUCACUCAAAUGCCAGGAAACCACGCCCUUUUCACUGCCAUAACGCCAUCAUUAGGACAUAUUGUACCAGUCUUCCCACAACUUGCACCUUUGGUAUCCGCACUUAUGCUACGGAUCUCUUCUGUAACUCGUGCACAACUGGCGAUGAACUGCCUGGAUGCUCGCCCUCAAGGCAGUCGUGAGCGGCGACUCGCUAAUACUGUCGAACGGGUUCUCAGCUCACGAGUAUUUAUCACGGAUUGA